This is a messenger RNA of Eptesicus fuscus (big brown bat), 531 nucleotides long. RefSeq names its product elongin B (gene ELOB). The transcript has 4 exons. NCBI's taxonomy places the organism in Eukaryota, Metazoa, Chordata, Mammalia, Chiroptera, Vespertilionidae. Gene Ontology annotation, molecular function: protein binding. Gene Ontology annotation, cellular component: elongin complex; VCB complex. Gene Ontology annotation, biological process: transcription elongation by RNA polymerase II. Bases 102 to 458 code for a protein of 118 amino acids. The record is from RefSeq and is a predicted model, not a curated record.
CGCCGGGCGCAGGGCACGCUGGGGGCCAGCGCGCGGGACGCCGGGAACGGGGGCGGAGCGCGGCCGCGCCGGCGCGUCGAGUGGGAGAGGCAGCUGCUGCGAUGGACGUUUUCCUUAUGAUCCGGCGCCACAAGACCACCAUCUUCACGGACGCCAAGGAGUCGAGCACCGUGUUCGAGCUGAAGCGCAUCGUCGAGGGCAUUCUCAAGCGGCCGCCCGACGAGCAGCGGCUGUACAAGGAUGACCAACUUCUGGAUGACAGCAAGACACUGGGCGAGUGUGGCUUCACCAGUCAAACAGCUAGGCCACAGGCUCCAGCCACUGUGGGGCUGGCCUUCCGGGCAGAUGAUGCAUUUGAAGCUCUGCGCAUUGAACCUUUCUCCAGCCCUCCAGAGCUGCCUGACGUGAUGAAGCCACAGGACUCAGGAAGCAGUGCCAAUGAACAAGCCGUGCAGUGAGAGGGCCUGGGGCCCGCUCCUUCCCAGUGCUCCAACCUCCUCCCCCUCCCCAAAUAAAAGAGAUUUGGGUGUC